AGGGCUGCGGAACGUAGGAGUCGUCGUUGCUUCACGUCGCGCGCUUGGGAACGUGGGGUUGCAGAACGGGUCCCCUUCAUCGGGGCUCGCUUCCGGCGCCAUGGCUCAAAGGGCCUUCCCGAAUCCUUAUGCCGAUUAUAACAAAUCCCUGGCCGAAGGCUACUUUGAUUCAGCCGGGAGGCUGACUCCUGAGUUCUCACAACGCUUGACCAAUAAGAUUCGGGAGCUUCUUCAGCAAAUGGAGAGAGGUCUAAAGUCAGCAGACCCUCGAGAUGGCACUGGUUACACUGGUUGGGCAGGUGUUGCUGUGCUUUACUUACAUCUCUAUGAUGUGUUCGGGGACCCUGCCUAUCUACAGAUGGCACAUGGCUACGUAAAGCAAAGUCUGAACUGUUUGACCAAGCGUUCCAUCACUUUUCUUUGUGGGGAUGCAGGCCCCUUGGCAGCGGCCGCUGUGCUGUAUCACAAGAUGAACAAUGAGAAGCAGGCGAAUGAUUAUAUCACACGGCUAAUUCACCUGAACAAGAUUGAUUCCCAUGCUCCAAGUGAAAUGCUCUAUGGACGGAUGGGCUACAUCUAUGCUCUUCUUUUUGUCAAUAAGAACUUUGGAGUGGAAAAGAUUCCUCAAAGCCAUAUUCAGCAGAUUUGUGAAACAGUUUUAACUUCUGGAGAAAACCUAGCUAGAAAGAGAAACUUCACAGCAAAGUCUCCACUGAUGUAUGAAUGGUACCAGGAAUAUUAUGUGGGGGCUGCUCAUGGCCUGGCAGGAAUUUAUUACUUCCUGAUGCAGCCCAGCCUUCAAGUAAGCCAACUGAAGUUACAUAGUUUGGUCAAGCCCAGUGUAGACUAUGUCUGCCAUCUGAAAUUCCCUUCCGGCAAUUACCCUCCAUGUGUGGAUGAUAACCGAGAUCUGCUUGUCCAUUGGUGCCAUGGCGCCCCUGGGGUAAUCUACAUGCUCACCCAGGCCUAUAAGGUGUUCAAAGAGGAACAGUAUCUCUGUGAUGCCUAUCAGUGUGCUGAUGUGAUCUGGCAAUAUGGGUUGCUGAAGAAGGGAUAUGGGCUGUGUCACGGCACUGCAGGAAACGCCUAUGCCUUCCUGACCCUGUACAACCUCACACAGGAUAUGAAGUACCUGUAUAGGGCCUGUAAGUUUGCCGAAUGGUGCUUAGAUUAUGGGGAACAUGGAUGCAGGACACCAGACACCCCCUUCUCCCUCUUUGAAGGAAUGGCUGGAACAAUAUAUUUCCUGGCUGACCUGCUGGUCCCCACAAAAGCCAGGUUCCCUGCAUUUGAACUAUAAAAGGAAAGCAUGCCCCCUGCAACUCUCACUGCAUGACCCUUUCUGUAUAUUCAAACCUGGGCUAAGUGCUUCCGUUGCUUUUCAAGGAAACAUCAAGUGAAACUAUGUACUU
Messenger RNA from Galeopterus variegatus (Sunda flying lemur), 1412 nucleotides. It is a transcript of the gene LANCL1, whose product is annotated as LanC lantibiotic synthetase component C-like 1 (bacterial). The coding region runs from base 101 to 1300 and encodes 399 amino acids. The transcript has 10 exons. The record is from RefSeq and is a predicted model, not a curated record. Lineage: Eukaryota; Metazoa; Chordata; Mammalia; Dermoptera; Cynocephalidae. Gene Ontology annotation, biological process: carbohydrate metabolic process; peptide modification. Gene Ontology annotation, cellular component: plasma membrane.